GGCGCGGGCCCGAUGGAGCGGGCCGGGGCGCGGGGGCUGCGCGGCGGCGGCGGCCGGCCGGGGCUCCGGCUCGCGCUCGGGCUGGCGCUGCUGCUGGCGCGGCCGCCGUCGGGCCGCGCGGGCGCCCCCGAGGCGCAGGAGCCCGCGGCGCCCGGCACGGCGGCCCCGGCCGGGGGCGACCGCUGCCGGGGCUACUACGACGUGAUGGGCCAGUGGGACCCGCCCUUCAACUGCAGCUCGGGCGCCUACAGCUUCUGCUGCGGCACGUGCGGCUACCGCUUCUGCUGCCACGACGGACCCCGGCGCCUGGACCAGAGCCGCUGCUCCAACUACGACACGCCGGCCUGGGUGCAGACGGGCCGGCCACCCGCGCGUGCCCGCGACGCCGCCGCGCCCCGGGACCCGGGCCGCGAGCGCAGCCACACGGCCGUCUACGCGGUGUGCGGCGUCGCCGCGCUGCUCGUGCUGGCCGGCAUCGGGGCGCGCCUGGGCCUGGAGAGGGCGCACAGCCCGCGCGCGCGGCGCACCGUCACCAGGACACUGACAGAACUUCUGAAGCAGCCGGACCCCCAGGAGCCGCUGCCUCCACCUCUGGGCCCACCUCUGGGUAGCUGUGUCCAGGUGCAGAUGGGGGAUGGCCUCCCCAGGGGCUCCCCCAAGAACACAGGUGUGCAAGCUGGUGGGCCAGCAUAUGUCGAUCCACAGCACAGGCCUGGGAGCAGAGGAAGGGGUGUGUUGAGGGACAAGAAACGCCCCAACAACGUGCCCCUGGGGUCAGCGACACCAGGACCCCUGCGUGGCCCCAGGCUGCAGGACGGCGGCAGCAUGACGCUGCAGCGGGACUACGCCAAGUACGCCACCCUCAAGGCAGCCGCGCUCAAGGCCGCAGAAGCCACCCCGCCGGACUUCUACCAGCGGUUCCCCGCGACCGAACCUGCCCCGCUGACCGUCCCGGCGCGGCCCCAGCGGCCCCGCGAGGACUUGCCGGCGCUGCUCGACGCCUGCCCCUGGGCCCCGCCGGGCUACGCGCCCCCCGCCGGCCUUGCUCCUUCGGGCCACUACAAGGCCUGGAUCGCCGGCCGCCUGGCCCGGCCCGCCCCCCGCGGCCACCUGGCGGCUCAGGCCUCCCCCGCACCCCGGCGGCCCGGCCACGCGCCCCGGCGCCAGUUCAGCGUGGAGAAGCCGCCCGAGGCCUUCGGCCCGCAGCCCCCUGGACUUUACGGCAGUGCAGGCCGCGGGCCCCGGCACCUGAGCACCAACAGCAAAGCUGAGGUCACCGUGUGAAGACAGCCGCUGGUUCUCCCGAAUCAUCGCAAUCUCCGGGGCGCCCUCAUCUGCCUGGAGGCCGCCGUGGGCCGGUUCCCGGGGCCCAUACCGUGGGGGAGGAGAGGCGCCGGCCGUGGAAGGCCAGCCUGCCCUUAUGCCUGCCCAAACUGGACUGGGGCCUUGGAGCCUGCAGGGCUAAGAAGGGGCCCACUGGGUGAGGCCAGUGGUUCUGUCCUUGGGGCCUUAGGGCCAGGGUUCCUCGUGUAAAUAUAAAGCCUUUUCUGUGGCUCCCAUCCCUGAGAAUAAAGGAGCCCCAGCUUGGCUCUGAGAGGCA
This is a messenger RNA of Felis catus (domestic cat), 1600 nucleotides long. It is a transcript of the gene SHISA8, whose product is annotated as shisa family member 8. Gene Ontology annotation, biological process: regulation of short-term neuronal synaptic plasticity; regulation of AMPA receptor activity. The transcript is spliced from 4 exons. NCBI's taxonomy places the organism in Eukaryota, Metazoa, Chordata, Mammalia, Carnivora, Felidae. The coding region runs from base 13 to 1284 and encodes 423 amino acids. The record is from RefSeq and is a predicted model, not a curated record. Gene Ontology annotation, cellular component: postsynaptic density; AMPA glutamate receptor complex; dendritic spine membrane.